GCAACAUGCCCCUUAUGCCUUGGUACCAACACCUAGCUAGCCGCCUCGACAUUCCCCCAGAAAGCGCUGGAGAUGCCAUGGUCCUCUGCCAGGGAAUGCAGUCUAAUCCUCUGGUUGUACAGGUAUAGCUCAGUUCAUGAAGUCGAGGUAUUCCUGGGCAUUGCUUCUUUAGCAAAACCUUUGGUGCCAGAGUCAGAAAUAAAAUGGAAAGAAAAGGGAUAGGUUCAUACAGCACAAAAAAGAAGAGCAGCUCAACCUGUUUUAGCAAACUUUUUAUUCAAAACUAACAAUAUCCACGUGUAAAAGGAAGCAACCAAAUCAAGUAAGCCUUGCAAAAGCAAGCAAACAAACAAAAGAUCAUCCUUCUGCAGGCCAUCUAGAGAUGCUUCUUCCAAAAUGCAUCCAGGGACAUUGGACAUGGAUCUGCACAUGUUGUGGCACACUGGCAUUCUGCACAGGGACCACAGAACAGAGCUCCGUGGGAGAAUAUUUAUGCCACACUGAAACAACAUGGAUCAUGGCCACAGUUCUAGAUAGGAAUUCAGGAGGAGGCAGACAAACCACCAGGCCCCUCAAUGCAUCUGAGGAAGCAGACUUUAGACUAGGAAAGCUCAUCCUGUCAACAUCCUUCUUUCAGUUAGUCCCAAAGGUGCCGCUACAAAAUCUCUCUACAUACUGAGUCCACAGACUGACACGGCUGUAUCUUUGAAUUCCACCAGACCCCCCAAAAGACAUUUCUUGCCCUCUCCUCCCAAGGACUUUGCUUUUAAAAUGAUGGUCAUGAUUCUGUUUUCUUUUACCUCAAAAUAAGGUAAGUUAACGGUAUUCCCCAUUGAAAAGGUUGUCAAGUCUGACUGUAGGUGCUCACCUCCAUUCCUGAGCCAAUGAGCCAGUGUUGUCAGAGACUCCUCUGUGGUCAUGGGGCCAACAUGAUGGCACAGAAUGCUAUUCACCUUCCCACCAGAGAGGCACCUAUUUAUCUACUUGCAUUCGCAUGCUUCCGAACUGCUGGGUUGGCAGAAGCUGGGACUAGGGAUGGGAGCUCACUCCGUCAUGCGGCACUCAAACUGCCAACCUGCCAACCUGGCAAUCAACAGUCUUAACAACUUGAGCCACCACAUCCCCUUCCUCAAAAUAACAGGACCAAACCACUAGACAUCCACGGCUAGCCUGACCAAGGAAGUAACUUGCCUUGUCAGUGUUACAAUUGUUAAGGCCCACAAAGGACCAAAAAUAUUUUUAAAACAUUCCUUCGCAGUAGGUCUUUUAAGAACUGAAAACAAUUUGAGGAGACCAUUUGGGGGCUGUGAUUCUGGAGGUUUUCCUCCCUCUACUUUUAGAGGGCUGUCUUAUUUUGGAGCUUAGCCUUUGCCAUCCAGGCCACGAUGGGAGUAGUUUUCCUCAAGCAUAUUUGAUACAGAGCUUCAAAGAGUUACUUUAUUGGACUAUAGUUCCCAGGAUCUCUCAGCUGGCAUGGUCACUUGGGCAUUCAGGGAACGAGGUCUGCUUUAUUUUAUUUAAAAAUACAUAUGCCACCUUGCAAAUGUCUGGCGGGAGGAAGGGAAGAGGCUAAGGUGAGAUGUGCCCGCGGUCAGGAGGGAGUGGAUCUGCUGGGGAGGGGCACCCAAGGGCCAUCUAGACCAAAGUGCUCCUGGGAGGGUGCUGACAAGCCUUCCAUUAGAAAGCUGCCAUGUUGUCCCUGUCCACACAGCGCCCACUGUAAACCCUGCUAGGGAUGCUGCCGCCUCUGAGCCUGGCUGUGCCAAGGAAGCAGGGCCCAGUGCACCCAUCCUCCAUGGCCAAACCAGCGCCCUUUCCCUGUUGGGCAGGGCUGGGCACUGGCUGCGUGCCAGUCUGCCUGCAGGAGGAUGCCCUCUCAGGGAGACAGCAGGCGUUCCUCCCAGCAGGUUGGGCUGGCAGGCCAUUGGGCUGAUCGGCCGCCUGCUUCAGUAGCCUUUCUCUGCCAGGUCCACAUUGCCAGUCCUGCCUUCGCAACACUUUCUGGGGAAGUGCCUGCCUAUCUGGUGCCAACUCCAGAUCUCAGCGGCCAUGCGGAUGUUUCAGUGGCUAGAGCUGCUCUUGAUCUUGGUGAUCCAGGCGCUGGUCCUCCUCUGCUUCUUCACAGAGUACCAGGGGAGCAGGAACCCUCAGGGGGAAAAGACGGCUGGUGCCCACAUCCUCAUCUUCUCCUCCUGGCGGUCAGGGUCCUCCUUUGUUGGCCAGCUUUUCAGCCAGCACCCCAAUGUCUUCUACCUGAUGGAGCCAGCCUGGCACGUCUGGGCCACCAUGCAGCAGAACAGCCCCAAAGUUUUGCACAUGGCGGUGCGUGACCUCAUCCACUCUGUUUUGAAGUGCGACAUGUCCGUCUUCGAUGCAUACAUGCCCGAGCAGAGGAACAAAUCCGCGCUCUUUCAGUGGGAGGCUAGCCGGGCCCUUUGCUCCCCACCUGCAUGCAGCGUAUUCCAGCGCGAUGACAUUGUCCCCAAGCAGGCCUGCCGAGCGCUAUGCAGCCGCUACCCCUUCAGCACAGUGGAGGUGGCUUGCAAGACCUACAGCCACGUCGCUGUGAAGGAGGUCCGCAUCCUGGACCUGCGCGUCGUCUACCCUCUCCUCGCCGACCCCUCCCUCAACCUCAAAAUCAUCCACCUGGUCAGAGACCCCAGGGCCGUUUUCCGCUCCCGCACUCAUGACGGCACCGCACCGGCACUCUCCCUUGGCAGCAAGAUAGUGGCAAGAGGUAGGAGCCCAUCCAAGGAGCUUGAGCCGGAGCAGGAGGCCUACACCGUCAUGCGGGAGGUCUGCAAGAGCCACGUUGCAGUGUACACCGAGGCCCAGCGGGCCCUGCCCUCCGCCCUCCAGGGCCACUACUGGCUGGUGCGCUAUGAAGACAUCGCCUGGGACCCCAUGGGCAAGGCUGCUGAACUCUACCGCUUUGUGGGGCUUGGUUUCCCACCGCAUCUCCAACAGUGGGUCCACAAUAUUACCCACGGGCAGGGCCUGGGCAGGGCGGCCUUCGACACCACCUCCCGGGAUGCAGUGAAUGUGUCACAGGCCUGGAGGAGCGCCCUGCCUUACCGCCAGGUAGCCAAGCUCCAAGCCAUCUGCCAGGAGGCCAUGAACCUGCUGGGCUACCGGCUAGUUUCCUCAGAGGAAGAGCAGCAGGACCUGGCACUGAGCCUUCUGGAUGUUCAUGGCCAGCCUGGCUGGGAAGCCUCAACAAGCGACUCCAGCAGCUGAGCUGGAGGAGAGGCAGGGUUAAUGUGAUCGGGCACAAGACAGCAGGCUGGGGGCAAAGUGGGUGGCAGGCUGCCAGAGAGUCUGAGGUUUUCUCAUGAUUUGGUUAGAAGAGGCUCCAGGCUGGAAGGCCAGCGCAGCAAGCCAAGGGGAUGGUAAGUGCCACGCUGAGCAUGAGCCGGUCGCUGUUGGGCAGGAUGGUCCAAUGAACCUGGGAGCCCCUGGCUCCAGCUUUCCCCACAUAAAAGACAAGGAGACACCGCAGUGAGACUACCAGGCUAUCUUCUCUUUGACUUGAGUGGAUUGACUGGCUGACCUUGCCUCCAGCCCCCAACUCAGGAAGGGAGACCAGGAGUUGUAGUCCCAAACUACAAACCCACAAAGGAGCAUGAAGGAGAAGCUGCAGCCACAUACUUGUGCAGCAAGAAAGCUUUCCCCGUGGCUCCUGACUGGCUUUCCCCAAGAACGGCACAGACUGGAUUCCCACAGGAAACUGGCCUGCUGCUGGAGAAAGUCCACAUGGAGGUUUGCUUUUGGUUGGAAGAGUGAGGUCUCCUCCACCUCCUUGGCUUGCUGCAUUGACCUUCAAGCCUGGAGCAGCCUUCUAACCCAACCCCAGACUCUCUGGCUCUACAGCGGCGCAUCUGAGGAUGAAUGCACCGUGACCAUCAAUGCACAGGAGUGUCCUGUUCCUAAUGCCUUCCACGCUGUUCCAGCUUCCUUCCCAGGGAUGCAAAGUCAGGAGCCACCCUCCUCAGUGCAGAAAUGCUCCCUUCUGCCCCAGAGUAUAACUCAGGAGGAGGAGGUCUUGGGGGGCAGGAGGGAGGCAUGAAGAAAAGGGAUGGCCAAAGUAAGGGUCUCCCUCCCCUCCCACAAUCCAGCCAAGUCACAUCAGAAAUGCUCAGCCAGGAAGAAGGUUAAAGUGAUGUUUAACUCCUUGUACCAAGUGCAAAUACACUUUGUUAACACUCUGAGGUUGUACAUAUUUACUCUGAAAAAGGAGCUGGAAUACCUGUGAAAAACCAACAGAGAGUCUUGUGGCACCCCAAAGACCAACAAGUUUUAUUGCUUUCUGGGGCAGCAGUGGCCAACAUGCAUCUGAGACACAGAGCCCAGCCUUACCUGGCAUUUGGGAAAGACGAAGAAGGGGGGGGGGAAAACUGCAGGGGUUGAUCAUAAAAUAAAAGUCAAAGUCCAUAUUGUGAUGAUAAUUUUAUUGGGCCAGUUCAAAGCUGCAAAAUAUGUCACGCUAACUUUCAAAGCCCACCAGCUUCUUCUUCAGGCAAUGAAGGAACAACAACAACAACAACACAGGGAGGGAAAGCGAUGAGCUUCCCCCAUCCUUGCCUGAGGAAGACCCCCGUGGGCACAGUGCAUGUUCUGCCUUUGGCUUGGCCUAAGAAAAGCAUCACCACAAUAAGCGGCUUGCAGAUGGUUAUUACACAAUGACUGAUGCAAUAUAACACUCGUUGGCCUUUUGGGGGCCAUACACCUUUGGUUUUCGUAGCUGCAACAGAUUAAUACAGUCUCUCCCCACCACCUGCCCCAGAAACGCCACUGAGCCAUUCUGAAUGACAGCACAGUGACUGCUAGAAUAGAACAGAUUCAUGUAAUGUAAAGUUGGUAUUGUUAGCUUUAAUAAAGGGUUUAUUGCCUA
Messenger RNA from Sceloporus undulatus (fence lizard), 4891 nucleotides. RefSeq names its product carbohydrate sulfotransferase 4-like. Lineage: Eukaryota; Metazoa; Chordata; Lepidosauria; Squamata; Phrynosomatidae. The transcript is spliced from 2 exons. Gene Ontology annotation, molecular function: N-acetylglucosamine 6-O-sulfotransferase activity. The record is from RefSeq and is a predicted model, not a curated record. Gene Ontology annotation, biological process: sulfur compound metabolic process; carbohydrate metabolic process; N-acetylglucosamine metabolic process. The coding region runs from base 2050 to 3237 and encodes 395 amino acids. Gene Ontology annotation, cellular component: Golgi membrane.